This is a messenger RNA of Penicillium bovifimosum, 705 nucleotides long. RefSeq names its product C-8 sterol isomerase ERG2 (gene erg2). Gene Ontology annotation, biological process: ergosterol biosynthetic process. The transcript has 2 exons. The record is from RefSeq and is a predicted model, not a curated record. Bases 1 to 705 code for a protein of 234 amino acids. Gene Ontology annotation, cellular component: endoplasmic reticulum. Lineage: Eukaryota; Fungi; Ascomycota; Eurotiomycetes; Eurotiales; Aspergillaceae.
AUGCCUUCCAAAUCCUCCAGGUCCUCCAGCUCCGGCUGCGGCUGUCGCUGCUUCUCCCUCAAGACCCUGAGCUUCUUGGCCAUCUUCCUGGCUCUGUUCUCCGCCGUCUACCGCUUCCUCGACGCGCGCCUGGAGCAAUUCUACGUCUUUGACCCAGAGCACCUGCACGAUGUGUCUCAGCGCGCCAUCAGCGCCCACGGAGAGGACACCCGCUCCAUCGUCAACUUCAUUGUUGCCGAGCUGGAGCAGAAAGUCGGACCCCAGUACCUGAGCACUCAGGAAGAGUGGGUAUUCAACAACGCCGGCGGUGCAAUGGGUGCCAUGUACAUCAUCCACGCCAGUAUCACCGAGUAUCUGAUCAUUUUCGGUACUGCUAUCGGAACCGAGGGCCACACCGGCCGCCACACCGCCGACGACUACUUCAACAUCCUCCAGGGAACUCAGUUGGCCUACGUCCCCGGCGAGUUCAAGCCCGAGGUCUACCCCGCCGGUAGCGUGCACCACCUCGUCCGCGGCGAGGUCAAGCAGUACAAGAUGGAUGCGUCUUGCUUUGCGCUCGAGUACGCCCGUGGCUGGAUCCCUCCCAUGCUCUUCUUCGGUUAUGCCGAUACUUUCACCAGCACUCUGGACUUCCCGACCUUGUGGGCGACCACGCGCAUCACCGGUCGUGAGAUGAUUUCCAACUUGUUGAGGUUCAAGCUGUGA